Closterium sp. Yama58-4 is the source of this 591-nucleotide messenger RNA. Lineage: Eukaryota; Viridiplantae; Streptophyta; Zygnematophyceae; Desmidiales; Closteriaceae. The record is from the annotation of a GenBank genome assembly.
AUGGCGAAUCUGGGAUUCUUCAAGGAAGUGAUGGCGGAAGCGGUAGACAGGGCGAAGGGCGCCGUGGUGGAGAAGACGCAGGCAGCGGUGGGGAAAGCCAGGGAGAUGGUCGGCCUGGUGGAUGCCUCGGCGGAACCCUCGGCACCUCCCCCGGAGCCGUCAAUUCUGGACGAGCUAAAUCAGUACUGCUCGCUCACGCUGAAACAGAGAAUAUACGGCUUUGCCACGUGUCUCUGCAUCGGCAUCUUCUGCACGCUCAUGUCCAUUCUUGUGUUCCCACAUCCCAUCAAAUUCGCUCUCACCUACUCGAUUGGGAACCUCAUGGCCAUUGGCAGCACAGGGUUUCUCAUAGGCUUCACGCGGCAGCUCAAGAUGAUGUUUGAUCCGAUCCGAAUCGGUGCUGCUAUCGUCUUUGUCCUUUCACUCGUCCUCACACUCGUUGCUGCUCUCUAUGUUCAAGACGCCCUUCUCACUCUCCUCUGCAUCGUCGUGCAAGCGUGUUCCCUCAUAUGGUACUCAUUAAGCUACAUCCCCUUUGCCCAGUCGUCAGCCAAAAGGUGCAUGCGCAUGUGCUACGAAGCGGAGUUCUGA